Molecule: messenger RNA, 8444 nt
Organism: Myxocyprinus asiaticus (Chinese sucker)
Lineage: Eukaryota; Metazoa; Chordata; Actinopteri; Cypriniformes; Catostomidae
Product: chromatin remodeling regulator CECR2-like
Exons: 18
Coding region: 712-5361 (1549 amino acids)
Biological process (GO): chromatin remodeling
Cellular component (GO): CERF complex
Molecular function (GO): protein binding
Source: RefSeq, a predicted model, not a curated record
GGGCAAAAAACAACUGAUAACUGUCAAAGAACUAAUAAACAUCGACUUUAUAGCAUCAUCGCAUAUGACGAGUUGAAAUACCUACUGCUGCAAUGAAGUAAUCAAAAUAAUAAAAAGUAAUUAAAGUUAGAAAAAAUACUCAGUAAGUUACACUUUAACCAAAGAAUGCUAAUGUAAUGUAUUAGUAUCCAGGGGAUCCUAUCUGUCGUGCAUAACCAGAUCAAGGGAUUCUCCUGUAUGCAAACACAACAGAGCUACUUCCAUUUCAACGAAUAUUCAAAUGUGUGAGCGUUCCCUUUAAAUGAAGAUACCACUCUGAGUGGAGGUACGACAGUUGACAACAGAGACUGAGAAACUUCUAUAUUCUUUACUCUCGGGGAGCAGUACAGGUCAACAAGUUAUUAACAUUAUUUAUCUUGCAAAUAAUAUUGACUGAGACGAUUUUACGAGAGGCACGAUUGUGAUUUUAGUUUGUUUUGGGGUGCGUAAAUCCCUCCCCCGCUCGAGAUGGUAGCGUCCAGCCCAUCUGUUCUCCUCCAGUGAAAUGCGGAUUGAAACAGACUGAAGAACUCUACGGGUCGCAAUGGCUACUGCGUCGCGAGGACAACAAGUUUUGUUGUUCAGUUAAACAAGUCCCAUGUGAGGAAAAUUCCGAAUGGCUUCGUCUAAACCACACUUUCUUAUGUGAGACGCUCGUUGGAUGACAUAAACAUGUCCCAGGGAUAUAUAACUUCUGUGGAGGAGAUCCAGUCUUGGUGGGAAGUCCCCGCCAUAGCGCACUUCUGCUCUCUCUUCAGGACGGCGUUCAAUUUGCCAGACUUUGAAAUAGAGGAACUUGAGCAAGCACUACUGAAACAAGACCAAGACUUCCUCUCAGACCUCCUCUGCUUGCUGCUGCAAGGAUGUUACCAACGCAGCGACAUCACGAUUCAGUCCUUUAGCAGUUACCUGGAAGAUAUUAUCAAUUACCGUUGGGUACUGGAGGAAGGCAAGCCCAACCCACUGAAUGAGCACACAUUUGAGGAGCUACCGCCCCGCACACAGGUGGAGCUCUUACACAGACUCUGUGACUAUCGUCUUGAUGCUGCUGAUGUCUUUGACCGACUCAAGGGCCUGGAUGCAGACAGUUUGCGUGUUGAGCCUCUGGGCCAAGAUGGGGCUGGAGCCCUCUACUGGUACUUUUAUGGUACGCGGCUGUACAAAGAGGAGCCAGUCAAACCAGUGUCUCCCCAAUACAGUGAGACUCAUGACAAAGUGCCUGAGAAGAAAAGAAGAGGGAGGCCACCAAAGAAGAAGCUUGAGGAUACACUUCCAAUGGAGGAGGAGAUGGAGGAGGAGAGCAUGAAGGCAGAGGAGGAAAGAAUUGAAGAAUCUAAACCUGUUCUGGAAGAGUCACAUGAGCGGAAGCGUGGGGCCUGGUCUCUGUUGUGUAACACCGAGGAGCAAUGGACCAGUCUUGCAGAGAGUAUUAAGGACAAAAUAUCCCCUCGUGACCGGCACCUACACCGCAUCAUCACUCAAAACUUCCUGCCUGAGAUCAGUAACAUGAUUGAAUACAAGGAGAAAGAAAUGAUGCAGAAGCUACUGAAUCCGUCUGCAGAAUGCAGCAACUACAACCAUACUGAACAACACAGCAGCAAAGAGGAUGGGACUUGGGCCACAAGCAAGAUGGAGCAGAAGCAGACAGAGGAGGACCUGGAAAGGGAAGCCUUGCUCGCUGAACAAUGGAGAGAAGAAGAGAGACUGCUUCAGGAAGAACAGGAGAGAGAGGAACAAGAGAAAGUCAAAGCUGUAGAGGAACGUGCACGUAGAAGGAAGCAGCGAGAGGAGAAGGCCUGGUUGCUCUCCCAAGGAAAAGAGCUUCCCACCGAGCUGCUGAAUCUGGAGACCCACUCACCCAUUCGCCGAGCACGCCGUACUAAGGAGUUCUAUGACAUGGAUGACGAUUACACUGCUCUCUACAAAGUGUUGGAGGCUCUCAAAGCUCACAAAGAUGCCUGGCCCUUCAUGGAGCCUGUUGAUGAGUCUUAUGCACCCAACUAUCACGAAAUCAUACAGACUCCAAUGGACCUGUCCACGAUUGAGAGAAAGCUGAAUGAUGGAGAGUAUGUUGCCAAGGAGGAAUUUGUGGCUGAUGUAAAGCUAAUGUUUGAGAAUUGUCUGGAAUACAAUGGAGAAGAGAGUGAAUACACAAUAAUGGCUGAGUCCUUGGAACGCUGCUUUGGCCGAGCCUUACUGAAGCACUUCCCCUCUGAGGAUGGUGAUACAGAUGAGGAGUUUCAUGUGAGCAGUGAGGACCGUGAUCGCAAGGAAAAGAAAAAGAGUAAGAGUCACAGACAGUCUGGACCUGAGAGCUUGAUCAAAGCCACAGAGCAGGUUCAAAAACGCAAAUCUUCCAACAGUGGUAAGGGAAACAGUCAGCAGCAAGACAAACCCAAUUUCCCUCAACAACCCCCUCCCUUCAACUACAUCAGUGGUCCCUCACAUCUCCAUAAUAUCCAUCCAGUACAGCAACAGCCUGGCACGUUACAUCCUGCUCAACAGUUUCAUCGGCCUGCAGGUCCUCCGGGACCAGGAAUGUAUGCCCAACAUAUGAUGAUUGACCCUCAGUAUCCAUACCCUGGACUGCGACCCCUCAUGUCCAGGCCAUCAGAGGACCAUGGACCUCAGCACAUGCCUCACUACAGCAUGCAGAAUUCCCAUUUAAGUGGUCCACAUCUUAGUCCCAGAUACCCAGUAGGAACUGAUGUAAGGCCACUUCAACCUCCACAUCACCAACCUUCCUAUCCUGGACCCACUCAUGGCCCUUCCCUGGGCCCAAGGCCAGUGGCCUUUCAGCCUGGAGGUCUCUGUGCCCCUCCACCUGAGGGCAAUAUGUACCCUUCACACCAGCAUUCAGAAGGACAGCCCAUGCAAACUGUGGGGAACAGGUACCCUAGGCCAGGUGUCCCAGUGCAUAGUUCCUACCCUCCUUAUGGCCCCCAUGGCAUGAACAUGCCCAGUAUUUGGCCACCCAUGAACCAUCAAGGACAGCAGACACCUGGUGGACCAAUGAUACAAGAACAGAGUACGACAAGCCAGCAUCCAUACAAUCACAGCAUGAUCUGUCCUCCACACAGUGGUGGUUAUGCAAUAGCAAAUGGUCCAUAUAGAAUGCCCUCUAUUAACUCUCACGGUCUCAUUGGUCAAAGACCACCAGGGGCCCCUCAGGACUCCAGGCCAAUUUUGGCAUCUAUGAUUGAUAGUCCCGAGAUGAUUGCCCUCCAGCAACUCUCUGCCUCAUCAUACCAAAGCGUUGGCAACUUCCAGCCCACUCUACAAAGUGGAGGUACAAUGGCACUGUCUUCUGGAAACCACCUCUUCAGACCUUCUAGAGAUGGUGUCGGACCUUCUAGAGAUGGUGGAGCAGACAGCCAGCACACACUCUUAUCCCCCAAAGGUUCAAGUACAAAAUCUGGUGAAAAUCAGUUGCCUGGAGAGAAUUCUAAUCUGACUGAGGCAGACAGUCACUUUUGUCCUAAUCAAACAGAAAAAUCAGAGCAGCCUGAUAACUCUCUGCAAAACCCAACUGUGCCAGACUGGCGUAGCUCAACACAGAGACAAACGUCACUGGGGAAAUCUCCAGCAUCAGUUUCUACUACAAGCAAAGAAUGUUCAAAUCAGAAUGAAGACAUACACGAUCGACUAAAUCUAGAAACACCUCACAACAGUGACCAACCCAAUUUACAAAAUGCUACCCAACUAGUACCCCAGCAGCAUAUGUCUGUGGAGGAUUCUUCAAAAUUUUCCCCAAAUGGUCCUCAGCAGAUGCCCCAGAAAACUCCAUAUGCAAUGCCUCAGCAUUCCUCUCAACAAAUCCAUCAAAAUGUUCCACCACAAUUUACUGGGAAUGGCUCUCAAAGGCAAUCCCAGAAUGUUCCUCCACACAUGCUGCAGAAUCUUCCUCAACAAAUGUCACAAAAUGUAUCUCAUCAAUACCCUCAAAAUGGCUCACAGCAAAUACCACACAAUGGAUCUGUCAAAGGCCCACAGCCAGGAGCUCUCCAUGGAAUGCCACAGAUUGCACUUCAGGGGGGACAGCAUGGUGUUCAUCAGCCUGCAACCCUCAGCUCUCUACCUCCCAGCCAUCCUGUAUCUCAUCCACUCGCUCAGCCCUCUCCGGCUGAUCAGGCAGACCAAAGGCCUUGUGAGCCUACCAGUAGGAUAGUAUCAGAUGGGAGCACAGUUUCCCAAGAUGCCAGCAAUCCUAAACUGAGGACUGACUGUGCCAAUGGACUUUACAAGCAACAGCCCUUCAGUCCAGAAAAACAAACCCAGCUGGGAAGGCAGGGUCCAGCACCACUUCACAAUCAGGCAUGUCCAACACACUCUCAGGGUCCAGAGAGCACCACCAUGGCUCAAUACAAUGUAAAUCAGCCAACACAUCAACACUUUGGCCCACAUAUAGGUAGACAAUUACACCCCUCAAACCACCAACCUUACCCAAACCAGGGACCUCCAUCAAAGACAAAUAGCCCUCAUCAUAAUCCUGCACAUUGUCCUGCUUAUCAGCAGCAAGCUGUUCCAUACCAGUAUCGCAUGACAACACAGCAUCCUCAGAGCCACCCGAGCAUGUAUCCUCAGUACCAGCAGCAGCAGUUCUAUCAGCCGCACAGACACGGCAGACCUGGAUUUCCCACUGAGGAGUGGCCUAGACAUCCAUACCAGCCUCAACACCCAAUGAUGCCCAAUUCUUACCCAUCACCAUUAGUUGGCAGUUUUAAUGGCCGGCAGAAGAAAAACACCAUGUCUCCUAAGGGCUCGGAUGGAUCUAGUGGGAGCUUAAUGUCACCGAGUUCUUUACCUGAUGGGUCUCAUAGCAGUGCUUUGGAAAGCAGGGAGGAUGGCAGCCCUGCCAAGCAGGCAAGAACUGAAGAACCUUCUGAACACUCCGACAGCCCGAAAGAGAUCUUGGACCUGGACAGCCACAAUGCUGCAGCCCGACAUCGUAUUUCAGCUCAGCCACACCCCAAUUUCUCUUAUGGCCCUCGUGCCAUGCAUUACAGCAUGCAGCAAGGUGGUUCACCUACAUCCCAUAUGAUGGCAGGUGGGUCAUAUUCCAGCCACCAAUUUCCCAGCAGACAAUUUGCCCAACAGCAUCCUCAUCCACAUUUGAUGGAAGCCUUACAGAGGCCCCAACACCUACCUUUCUCCCCAAGCCAAACUCGCAUGGCUAUAUACAGGCAUUCAAAUGUUGCAGGACACUUCCAGGGAAUGUUCGUUCCACAAAGAGCAGUGGUUGGAGAACAGUUACUUUGCACUGGGCAGCAGAUAUUGGGAACAGCAUCUCCCAAUGGCCCAGGCAAUAAACAAGGAGUAUGAAAGGUGAGAUUGCAGUGGCAACUCAUGAAAAAUGAAUACCUUCUACAACACUUUUACAACCUGGAAUAUACAUGGAGAUGGAGAACACAAUGACAGAAAUUAGGAAGAUUGUUGAAAAUGCAACUUGUAACACCAAUUGGUGUCUCACUCCUCAGACAGCCUUCUGUUAUAGUGUUACCUUCAAAUGAGAUACAUUUUUUUGGGACACUGGUAACCCAACCUGCAUUAGGCAGUCAUUUACAAUGAGAAGGGAAAGGAACAUCUCCCAGUGCCAGGAGAUAUGCUCAACGAGCUGGACCAUUGAUAAAGGAAAAGCUGUGAAUGUGAAUUGUGUCCUCUCUUUAGUGCUGAAAUACUGUUUAUACACACAAAUACUGGUCUGCAGCUUGCAUUUUUCUUUUGGAAUGUGUUUUUCACCUCAUUCUCUGUAGGAAUAACAUCUCAGAGGCUUCUUCGCAUGGGUAGUUAAAGGAGUAAAGAAACUGGAUGUUGCUAACGAGAAGAGUGAUGGCAUUUAGCAGUUGGUGUUCCUUCUCAAAGUUAAACUCAGGUGUAAUAAAAAAGGUACUGAUACUUCUGGACCUCUUUCCAAGCUCCAUGGACAAACUAGGCUCAGUUGCCUUUAUGUACAUGUUGAAUGUUCUGUGAAUGAUUUUAGGUAAUGCAACACAAGGAAUAAAAGAUGGAUAUUCUGCUCCACUGGGAAACACCACACCUGGAGUGUUUUUAUGAGGUGGUGUUCACGUCAACUAAAACACAUUAUCCACUUAAGUUCUGGUGUUAUGUAUCCUUUUAACGACGCACCAACUUGAAGAUUGUCUUUGAUUUACAUAGACUGGCAGAGAACCUGGCUGCUCUAUUUGUUAUGCACUAGGAAUAGUCUUUCAUACUGGAAUUAGUGGCCUUGGACUAAAAAUAGAUGUGUGCUUCUUUGUGCGAGACUAAAUUCUACAAUGUUUUCUUAAGUUGUCUCUUUAUCUAAUGUGUGUCUGGUUGUCUCUUAUUGAUGUGUCCUGCUAGUUUAUAUAUGCACAGAAUGAAAAUGAAUCAGGUUUUAAACACUGGGGUGGUAAUUUUUCACCUCUACACAGGCAACUGGUCAAUCUUUGGCAUUUUUUGGCAUUCCUUAACAUGGUUUCCUUGAAAGCCGGUUUAUUGUUUGUCAUCUGAUGCCAUUCUUUAUUGGUCAUCUUAAAAUGUUUUGUUUUCACAUACUGGAAUUGAAAUAGAUACUGUCACAAAAGACAACCAACUAGAGUUGCAAUACUAAUAAUGAUGAGAGAGCACAAAUUAGCCAUAAACUGACUAGAUGUUCUCUUGUAAAAGCACCACUGUAGCUCCUUUUAUCAAAUGGUAAAAAUGUCAGUGUGCUCAUAUUUUACAUGAAUACUUCCUCUUUUAAUUCAGUGUACUGAAUAUGUCCUCAGGGUGCAGUGGUUUUAAUACGGGUAUUGUAAAAUGAAUAUUCAGUGAAAAAUAUGAAUUAAAUGUCACUGGAACUGUGAUAACCUCAAUUCAUCUUAAGCCAGUGAAUGAUCUUAACUGUACACAGAUGAGUGUUUUUUUUUUUUUGUUUUUUUUUAACAAAUGCAAGUAACAGGAACAUAGCAAGCUGUUGUUGUGGUUAAUAGCAUUUGUCACACUGUUCUUUAAAUUCAUCUGGUUAUUUUUUUUAAAUGCAUUUUAUAUGAGGAGAGCUGACUUGAAAAUUGAGUUUUUAAUUAAUUUUCAUAGGUCCUAUUACUGUUGUCCUGCACUAAAAUGUUAUUAUUUUGAAUAUGUAAUGUGGAUUACACUCUUGGCUCAUCUCAACAAACCAUAAAAAAAACCAAGCUAUUCAAAUGGCAGCAAGAAAAUCUACCUCAUAAAGCCAGAAUUCGGCACAUUCUCCAUUCCCUUCUUGGACACACACGAAGAAUUGUUUUCGAAGUGUAGGUCUCUGUGGAACAGAAAUGGGCGUAUCCCAAUCAGUGGGCAUUUUCAAACCGGGAUGGGCAUUUUACAACUACUUUACUCAUUGCGCCUACUACAUAGAGAUUCCCUACGUUCAUUGGACAGUGGAAAAAACCCAUCCUGGUUUGGAAAUGCCCACUGAUUACUACACACAGAUUCCCUACUUUCAUUGGAUAGUUUAAAAACGCACAUCCUGGUUUGGGAAACGGCCAUUUCUAUUCUGCUGAGACACCAGUCUCAUUUUGUCACUUGCUUAUGUGUUUGUACUCUGAAGCCUUAAUAUGUCCACUUGUUAAACCAAACAAACGGUCAUUAAUUUUUCAGUGCCAAGUUUGAACAUAAAACAUCUGCAUUCCACAUUUUGAAUGUUUGGGCGUUUCACCACCAUCACUGAAAUUAAAGCAGUGUCCUAGUUUGAAAUAUGUGACAAUUGAUGUUCACGUUGUUGCUCUCAUUUAGAGUUGCGUAGGAUCCAAACUGAAGUCAGCGGAAAACAGGUUGUACAUCUUGUACAAAGGAUUUGUCUGAUAUUUGUGAUGCAUUGUCCCAGAAACCUGUGAUAGUGUAUCAUGUCUGGCUGUGAUAUUUUAACAGUAAAUAGUUUUUCAUGUACACAUUUAAUGUUACAUAUGUAUGAAUCAUGAAUGCUGUCCACCUUUUUUGUGUAAAUCUGUCUUUGCUCACCAGUGAAUUUCUAUAAUUUUAGUAAUGGUCUUGUAAAUAUUGUCAUUUUCAGCUGUUCAAAUGUAAAGAGAUCAUUUAGUUGUAAUGGACUGCAAGAUUGUGUGGAGAUGUGUUUUUAUUUUCUAUUCUUAUUUUCUCUGUUUUCAUGUAGUCAUUGGUGGGUAAAAUGUACCUCUUGAAAUCCACUCUUCAAACAUCUCUGCUGUCAACUAUUCUGUCUGCACUAGUUAAGCAACUAGUUGGUUAAAUGUGAAACAUAUUUAUUUGCUCUUUCAUUUUGUAAAUUUCUAAUAUAAACCUGUGUUGUUGUCGUGACCCCCCCCCCCCCCCAAUUGUUCAUUAAUGUUCAUUUUUAUAUACCGUUCUUACCUGACUGACAAAUUAUUUUGGAAAUAGAAGUAUUUUCUAUACUGUACAUUUCUUAGAAUAAAUUUUGUUUAAUUAGA